Molecule: messenger RNA, 2262 nt
Organism: Ornithorhynchus anatinus (platypus)
Lineage: Eukaryota; Metazoa; Chordata; Mammalia; Monotremata; Ornithorhynchidae
Gene: RSL1D1
Product: ribosomal L1 domain containing 1
Exons: 11
Coding region: 1-2079 (692 amino acids)
Cellular component (GO): 90S preribosome
Source: RefSeq, a predicted model, not a curated record
AUGGAGGCCAAGGUCUCCCCGUCCUGCCCUCCGUCACCUGCUAAGGAUCACAUCUGUUGGACACUUCAGACUCCAGAGAUGAAUUUGAAAGUACGGAGCAGCAGCGGCGGCAGCGGCAACGGCAGCAACGGCAGCAGCAGCAGCAGCAGCAUCAUCAUCAGCAGCCCGCCUGGCGAGCAGACGACGACGACGAAGAAGAAGAAGAAGCAGCAUCGGACGGAGCUGGUGCCCAAGCCGCAGAUUAAAAAAGCGGUUGAGACUCUCCUAAAACAUCCGGGAAUUCAGAAGAAUAAUUUGCUCUUGAGUGACUACGAGAAUAUCUUUUUAAUGGUGGUAUUAUGGAAAAUACCCCAAGUCAGAAAGAAAAUCGGCAUACCCCUGCCUUUUAGUAUUCGACAUGAUACAGUUGAAGUUUGCCUGUUUACCAGGGAUGAGCCCAAGUUAACUGCAGAACAGACAGAAAACCACUACAGAAAACUUCUGGGACAGCAAAACGUCAACAUUAGUCAGGUGAUUCCCUUUAAGACUUUAAAAACAGAAUAUAAACCGUUCGAAGCCAAGCGUCGCCUCCUGAAUAGUUUCAGUGUCUUCCUGUGUGAUGACAGAAUCAAGCGGCUUCUGCCCUCCCAUUUAGGGAAACAUUUCUAUUUGCGCAAGAAAGACCCUUUACCUGUAAAUAUGACGUGCGCGAAUCUGGCCCAGCAGUUGCAAAAAGUUAUCCAAGGAACUUCGAUGGCCAUCUCUAAUCGUGGCGGUUGCAGUUCGGUUCAGGUCGGUCACACUGGAAUGAAGAUUAAGGAGAUUGUGGCUAAUGUGAUUUCCACAGUAGAAGUGCUCUCGGAGAAGUUGCCGGAGAAAUGGAAAAAUGUAAAAAUGAUUUACAUGAAAACAGAAAGAUCUGUCUCUCUUCCCAUCUUCUCUUCCUUUCUCAAUGAAUUCAAGGAUCUCCCAAGACCCGCCUUCGCUAAACCAAAAAAACAAAAAGAAACACAAGGAGAAAUGAAAGCAGAGAAAAUAAAAGCCUCCAAAAAACCCGCCCCUCGCCCAGAGGUGAAGAAGCAACGCAGUGCCGGUCCUGGUGCUGGGGUUCCGUCUGUCGCCGGCCUUGAAAAAGAACAGAAAGAAAAGGCCAAAACCACAGCAGUGCAAGAACAGGAGCCUGAAGAGGAAAUUCCACAGUUAAUUCCCAUCCAAAUAGGGCCUUCUAAAAAGACCCCCCGGAAAGCGAAACCCGAAGAGAAAUGGCCCAAAAAGAGUCUCGGGGUCCAAAGUCCUCAAAGUCAAUCCACCCGCCAGAAGCGGAAGGUUUCCGUGACUGAACUGUCUCCAAAAGAGAUGAAUCAAGGAACGGAAUGGCUGGAUGGCCCAGCCAAGAGGCUGAGGAUCUCAGAAGUGACCAAGCAAGAAACCCCAUUGUCCCUGAGGAAGGCAACCCGGAAAAAGACUCCCAGAAAGCCGGAGUCCAGCUCCUCUGCUGCUCCUGACGAAAGCCCGGGCAAGAAGCCGAGGAUCUCGGAAGUGGCCGAGCAAGAAACCCCUUCUUCCCUAAGGAAGGCUACCCCGAAAAAGACUCCCAAAAAGCCGGAGGCCAGCUUCUUUGUUACUCCUCACAAAAACCCAGGCAAGAAGGCGAGGAUCUUGGAAGUGGCCGAGCAAGAAAUCCUUUCUUCCCUAAGUAAGGCAACACCGAAAGUGACUCCCAAAAAGCCGGAGGCCAGCUCCUCUGCUACGCCUGACGAAAGCCCGGGCAAGACGCCGAGGAUCUCGGAAGUGGCCGAGCAAGAAACCCCUUCUUCCUUAGGGAAGGCAACUCGGAGAAGGACUCCCAGAAAGCCAGAGGCCAGCUUCUUUGUUACUCCUCACAAAAGGCCAGGCAAGAAGGCGACGAUCUCAGAAGUGGCCGAGCAAGAAACCCCUUCUUCCCUAAGGAAGGCAACCCCGAAAAAGACUCCCAGGAAGCCGGAGGCCAGGUCCUUUGCCACUCCUAACAAAGGCGGGAGGCUGAUGAAGUCAGCUAGGAAACCUCCCCGAACCCCAAAGCAAAACCCCAAGAAGCCACAAGUGCCUCAGUCGGCCUAAAGACUUGGCAUAUGAGUGGCUCGUUUGGAAAUAAAUGUUUUCAUUGUUUCCCUAGCCCCUUCCCCAUACGAUGGUUUUACCAGCCUAGCCUUUCCCUGUAAUCUUCUAUUUUCAGGAAUACAUUGCCCAUGGUGUGUAUUACCACUUGAGGAUAUUUUUAAAAUAAACCUACUUUUCUUGGGU